AUGGUCUCAUUAAAAAGAAAAACAGAAUCCACCCCAUCCACCCCCACCAAAAAACUCAAAACCACCUCCAUCGCAUCCAUAAUCCUCCACUCCUAUUCCAAACUCCCAUCCAUCAACGCCUUCCCCACCGCCAAAUCAACCCCAUUAAACAUCUUCGUCUGGGGAACAGGUUCAAUGUGUGAAUUGGGCCUCGGACCCCUGGCAAAGACCAAAGAAGUCAAAAGACCGCGAUUGAACCCCUUCUUAACCGCUGAUAAAUUAGAUGGAGCGGCUGGAAUUGUUGAUUUUGCCGUGGGUGGAAUGCAUGUCCUUGCGCUUGAUCUGGAAGGCCGGGUUUGGUCUUGGGGUGGGAAUGAUAGUGGGGUUUUGGGGAGGGAUACUUCGAAAGUGAAGGAAGUUUUGAAGGAUAUGGAUAAUCAAGACAGUGAUGAUGAGGAUGGGGAUUUGAAUGAGGCAGAAAGUACUCCGGGAUUAGUGGAGGGCUUGCCUACCAAUAAGGGGAAAAUCGUUCAAUUGGCUGCAACUGAUAAUUUAAGUGCUGUAUUGUACGAUAAUGGGGAUGUAUAUGCCUGGGGAUGUUUCCGUUGUAAUGAAGGAUUAUUAGGAUUUUUAAGAAAUGAAAUCAAACUUCAACGUACCCCACUCAAAAUUAAUGAAUUGAAGAAUAUAGUUCAAUUAGCCGCCGGGAAAGAUCAUUUAUUAGCCCUUGAUUCCAAAGGGAUCGUGUAUGCUUGGGGAAAUGGACAACAAUUCCAAUUGGGUAGACGUAUUUUAGAAAGACAUCGUUAUCGUACUUUAGAACCCCAACAAUUUGGACUUUAUGAUAUUAAAUAUAUCGCCAGUGGAGAUUUCCAUAGUUUUGCCAUCGAUCAUAAUGAUCAAGUAUAUUGUUGGGGAUUGAAUCAAUUUGGUCAAUGUGGAUUAACUGACGAAAAUGGACAAUUGGAAGAUGGUUCCAUCAUCAUGAAACCAACAAUCAUCCCCGAUUUAUCUAAUAUCGAAGGAGGUAUUAAAGAAAUCGUCGCCGGUGAACAUCAUACUCUUGCAUUAACCAACAAUGGUGACGUAUAUGCUUUUGGAAGAUAUGAUAUGAAAGAAGUCGGAAUUCCUAAAAGUAAAUUACCAGAAACUACAUUCAAAGAUUCCCAUGGUAAUUCUCGGUCUGUACCCAUCCCAACAAAAUUAUCAUUUACUGCCAAAGACCCUCAACCUAAGAUCAAAACCAUCGGAGCCGGCUCUCAUCAUUCAUUCGCAGUCACUGAUGAUGGAAUGGUAUAUGCAUGGGGAUUUGCUGAUACUUAUGCCCCAGGAUUGGGUCCAUUGGAUGAAGAUGUGGAAAAACCUACUAGAAUUGUAAAUACUGCUACUAAAUAUCAAGAUAUCCAAUUGAUUGGUGCUGGUGGUCAAUUUUCAGUUAGUGGUGGGAUAAAGAUAGAAGAUGAAGAUAAAGCUGAAGAUAGAAAUGAUAAAUAUGAUGAGUUGGAUGAAGAAUAG
Hemisphaericaspora subhashii is the source of this 1494-nucleotide messenger RNA. RefSeq names its product Ran guanyl-nucleotide exchange factor. The record is from RefSeq and is a predicted model, not a curated record. Gene Ontology annotation, molecular function: guanyl-nucleotide exchange factor activity. The transcript has a single exon. Lineage: Eukaryota; Fungi; Ascomycota; Pichiomycetes; Serinales; Debaryomycetaceae. Gene Ontology annotation, cellular component: cytoplasm. The coding region runs from base 1 to 1494 and encodes 497 amino acids.